CAUAAUCAGAUUACCUCCGUCCCUGCCUUCCAUCUACACCCAAGAGUUUGUCUCCAGAGUUUGUGCGUGAGCGGAUCUUUCCCACUCUGAACAUGGGCAACCAGAUAGAGAAGCACAUUCCUCAGCAGCAGGUCAGCUAUCGCGCUUUGACUAACCAGGAGCCGCAAGGCCAGGGUCCCAGGGAAGAGGAAUCCGGUGCCUGGGAGUGCGAGCACAUUCCUGGGAGUGAUGACGCAGAGAAGGACGCUCUGUUAAAGAGGCAGCUCCACGCCGGGGAGCUGUGCGCCGCUUUCUACUUGGGCAAGUGCAUCUACGAGCGGCCCUGCUCCGAGCCCACGGCCGUGGAGGCGCUGCUCAGCCUGUGCAAGCCCGGAGACCUGAUCCAGUUCCUUUCAAAGGAGGGGAGAGGAGGGGAGCACUGGGCUGUGUGUGUAGGAGGGGCCCAGGCUGUGCACUGGCAAGCAGGCAGUGUCAGAAAGAGCUUCCUGCUGGACGUCUCCGCAGGACAGCACGGCAGAAUGGCCAACGGCUCCUAUAAAUACAGCCAGUCUUCGGCCCGCGUGGUGGUGAGGAGGGCCCUGGAGGAGGCAGAGUCCGGAGGAGGGGAGUGGAGGAACUCGGAGUGCUUCGCAGCCUGGUGCAAGUACGGGAGAAGGGAGUUUAAAAGGGACGGAGAGGUGCGCAUCGGGAGACGGCCCUACACGCUGCACCUUCAGCAGGCUGACGGCACGCUGGAAACGGCAGCCUUUCAAUGCCUGGUGGACCUGAUCGAGGAGAGACAGAGGCUGGAGCAGGGAGAGGGGACAGCCACCAACCGCAUUCUCUGAACAGGGAAACAACAGCCAGAAAGGAAUCGAAAGUGCUUUAAGAAACCGGACAAAGACUUUUACAAAUCUCCAAAUCUAUUAUAUAAACAAAACAAAAUCAUGUAUGCAUUACGCAUUUCAUAGUAUUAUUAUUAUUUUUUUGAAUGCUGUAACUAAAAAUUGACAAGAAAGCCAUUAUCUUUAUACAACACAUCAAAGCGCACGGUGCUCACGGUAAUGGCAAACUGUAUCCAUUUUGCAUAAUAUAAUUGACUUUCAAGAAUGGUUAUCAUAA
Molecule: messenger RNA, 1101 nt
Organism: Acipenser ruthenus (sterlet)
Lineage: Eukaryota; Metazoa; Chordata; Actinopteri; Acipenseriformes; Acipenseridae
Product: protein LRATD2-like
Exons: 1
Coding region: 93-827 (244 amino acids)
Source: RefSeq, a predicted model, not a curated record